Messenger RNA from Rubroshorea leprosula, 1648 nucleotides. The record is from the annotation of a GenBank genome assembly. Lineage: Eukaryota; Viridiplantae; Streptophyta; Magnoliopsida; Malvales; Dipterocarpaceae.
CAUAGGAAUCCAUCAUCCCAAACUCUGAGAGAAAAUAUGAGGUUCUUACAGAAGCUCAAUCCAUUAGUGUUUCUGCUUUUUUUUUUCAUAUCCUUUUCAACAACUUUAUCAUCUUCUUACUCAGCAACACAGCUCUGCUCUCACGAGCAAGCUGCAGCUUUGUUGCAAUUUAAGAGUUCUUUUUCCAUCAAUAAAAGUGCUUCUUUUAAAUGGUCCUGUGAACAACCUUAUGACACACCUUAUCCCAAGACAGAGUCAUGGAAGGAAGGUAUAGACUGCUGCUCGUGGGAUGGGGUUACUUGUCAUAAUGUCACAGGACAUGUAAUUGGCGUUGAUCUCAGUAACAGUUGCCUUCAUGGCUCAUUCCCUUCCAACAACAGCCUUUUUCUCAUAAAAAGCUUGCAAACCCUCAAUCUUGCCUGCAAUGAUUUUAAGCAUUCUAAAAUUCCGAGGGAAAUUGGUCAGUUUGCGAGCUUAAAGCAUCUUGACCUUUCUAAUUCAGUGUUUUCAGGCCAAGUUCCUGAAGAAAUCUCCCACCUUUCCAAGUUAGUUUCCCUGGAUCUCUCUCGUGUUGAGUUUCCUUUUGAUUCUUUGCAGGAAGAGGAAUCUAGCUUGAAAUUCCAGUUGAAAUUUGAUCCAAUUGCUUUCAAAGGUCUUGUUAAGAACCUAAGUGAGGUAAGAAAACUUUCCCUUGGUAGAGUGAACAUGUCAUCUGUGGAUCCUCGUUACAUAUUGAAUCUUUCUUCUUCUUUGACGGAUCUCAUUCUUUUUGAGUGUGACAUGGGAGGAAAUUUUCCAAAUAACAUUUUCCAGUUUCCAAAUCUUAAGGUGCUUGUUUUAUGUGAAAGCCGACGACAACUCGCUAUUAGUCUUCCAAGGUUCAAUUUGAGCAGUCCACUCAAAAAGUUGACUCUUUUAAACAUGCUUUGCUUAGGCAAACUUUCUGAUUCAAUAGGUGACUUAAAGUCAUUGAAGUUUUUAUUUUUGUCAUGCAACUUGCAAGGUUCCAUUCCAGCAUCAAUAGGGAACUUAUCACAACUUAAUCUGUUAGUUGGGGAAAUUCCUCAGAAAUUAGUAUCUUUGACAUCACUUUCUGAUCUGAACCUUUCCAAUAAUCAACUUGUUGGACUCAUACCGCUAGGCAAUCAAUUCAACACUUUUGAAAACAGUUCAUAUGAAGGAAACCUUGGAUUAUGUGGAUUUCCAUUAACAAAAACUUGUGAUGCAAAUGGGACGCGACAGAAACCACAAGGCUCCUUCCAUGAAAAAGAUGAGCUGUGGGGAUUCGGUUGGAGAGUUGUGCUGUUGGGCUACGGAUGUGGAGUCGUAUUUGGAUUGUUGAUGGGGUACCUUGUCUUCCAAACUGGAAAACCAAAAUGGUUCGUGAGCUUGGUUGGUGUCCAACGGAAUCAAAGAACAAGGAAGAUUAGGAAAGCUCGAGUACGUGCUCUAGGAAAUAUCUGAUUGCUUUUGCCUUUUGUGAUAGAGACCUUGAGUGUUUCCUGAAUGUUCUGCUUCAAUCUAUUGUGUCUUCUGGACAAUGUUUUCAGCUUUUUCGUUGUACUUUAGAAUUCUCUCUCUCUGUUCACAAUAUGUUUUGAAGGGUUAGACCAAAAUAAUAACAACUAAAGAAACAAAGUUCCGUUAG